AUGUCUGAAGAACGCUCCAAGAUAUCGCUGCGCAGCGGGAAGAGGAAGGGCAGGCCGUCCAUCAAGAUCUCCGGACCUAUCUUGCAAGAAGAUGCCGGCGCGCGAGGUCCCUCGGGACGGCCCCCCGCGGCGAAUGUUCCCCCGCCUCGUCCGCGACCCCCACCGCAGAGUAGUGCGACGACCUCUGACCUCGUCAAACGACGAUACUCAUCGCGUUUUAACAACAUUCCGGCCGAUUUCGAUCCGACCGCAAACCCGAUGCCCGCACUUCCCAGCCUCGAUCAGUAUGUGAAUUCCCAGGCCCAAGAUCGCCGACCCCCGCCGUCAAGAGGAGGGCGGAGCGAAGGCGGAGGCGGAGGAGCUGGGCUCCACGUAGACGUGCGAGCCCUUCGGAAUCCGGAUCUCGUACCGGACCAGUAUGUCGCCGAGAUCCUGAGCGAGGCCACCGAGGACGAGGUCCGUGACUACGAACUAGCUCUGCGGAAGCUAAAACGCCGAGCAUCGACCGAUCUCCAACAAAACGUGUAUCAAAACCGCACGCAGUUUAUCAAGAUCAGCAAGGAGGCUGAGAAGCUCAAGAGCGAGAUGCGCACGCUGCGAAAUUUAAUGGCGGAGCUCAAGACCAACACCACCGCUCUACGGUCAGGCUCAAACAGUAUGGACGACGCCGGGUUCGGUGGUCAGAUAGGCACGGGUCUGAGCCGGAGGGACAAGAGAAGCUCCGUUGCCGAUAGGACCGCGCUUUGGAGCUCUCAAAUGCAGGCCCUGUACAAGAGCGUCGAGGGCUCCCAGAAGUUUCUCCCAAACACCACAGGACGUCAUGUGGUCCAGAACGCAGGGCCUUGGAUCGAGUUGGAUAAUGCCACGUACAGAUCGCGCCGCGCCAUGCAGAUCUUUCUGCUUAAUGACCACCUUCUCAUCGCUUCGCGGAAGAAGCGAAAGACGGAUGCGCCGUCUGCCGCGGAUAGCCGCGCGCCCAUGACCAAACUUGUGGCCGACCGGUGUUGGCAUCUGCUGGACGUGGAGGUGGUGGAUAUGGCUGGACCCAGCGACUCCUCUAGCGGAAGGAACAAGCUCGCCGACGCGAUCAUGGUCCGGGGCGGUGGUCAGAACGAAUCCUUCAUUUAUCGAACCGAAAAACCGGCGGAUCCGGAUAAGGGAGCUCUUAUGCUCAACAUCCGGAAGCGAGUGGAGGAGCUGCGGCGGAACCUACAAUCCGAGAGGGAGGCUACCAACAAGGCCAAGGAAACCAUCAACUACUUUGCCUCCCGUGACCCCGGGUUGCUGCAGAAGACGGAAUUGCUCGAGACCCUGUCCGAUAUCAAAGACAUGCUGAUCGAGGUGGACGGCAAGCAGCAGAACCUUCGAUGGGUUGAAAGCCAGAUGGACGAGCUUGACAUCCACAUCGCCCUCCAGCAGAUCGAGCCCUCUGUGGCUCUGAUUGAGAAGUUGAAGAGUCUCGCAUAUGGCUUGAAGAAUAAUGUCAUCGCGCAAGACUUCAUCUCGUUCAAGGUCGAUGAGAGACGGGCAAAGCUGGCGGCGUUGGCUGUUCGAGAGCUGGUCGGCACACACAGUCAGCCGAAGAAGACGAAGCAGAAUGUGUCCUGGCUCACCCGGCUAGGCUUUGAGGACCGGGCGCGUGAAGCAUACUUGGAAGCGCGUAGUGAGACGAUCCGAAAGCGGUCUAGACAAUGCAUCUUCCAUGGCAACUUGGACCAGUACAUCUGGGAACUCUCCUUCGUCUACUUCACCAUCAUCCGCAACACGGUCACCUGCUUCCAGGCGUGCUUCCCACCGCCCAUGAUGAGCGCCUGCGUCAAGUGGGCCAAGGAGGAGGUCGACACGUUCAACGCCAUCCUGGCUCGGCAGUUGAGCGGCGAGAAGGAAGGGGGCGAGGCGUGGACGCGGUGCAUGGACACGGCCAAGGACCAUGCCGGCAUGCUCUCGGAGGUGGGCCUGGACUUCCGAACCUUGGUCGGCCAAAAUGUCAAGGCCGCGACAGAUGCCUCGGCAUCGAGUGCGCCAGCGGGAUUAGGGCUGAUCAUGGGAGCGCAGGCAGCGGCUUGA
This is a messenger RNA of Chaetomium globosum CBS 148.51, 2067 nucleotides long. RefSeq lists its product as uncharacterized. Gene Ontology annotation, biological process: exocytosis; intracellular protein localization; Golgi to plasma membrane transport. NCBI's taxonomy places the organism in Eukaryota, Fungi, Ascomycota, Sordariomycetes, Sordariales, Chaetomiaceae. Gene Ontology annotation, cellular component: exocyst. The transcript has 3 exons. The record is from RefSeq and is a predicted model, not a curated record. The coding region runs from base 1 to 2067 and encodes 688 amino acids.